AAACUCUUUAGAAUAGAUGGGAGAGAAUAGAACAAUUGUAGCAAUUCGUUUUGAAGUAAAGACAACGCAUGGUGGCGCUGCAGGCUAAGGCUUCAAAAAAGAACCCAUUAACUGCUCAGAACUACUUACUUCAGACCUCUUUCAGCUGAAGAGAAAGCCUGUAAGCAGAGCUCGGACCCGUCAGCCUCUAGAGAGUGUUACUCGCCUACCUUUCCGGACAGUUUGUCAACUGAGAGAUCGAUCGCUGUCUCAGUCCCAUCACUCCCUGAGGUAGUUCUCGACCCGGUUCCUGGAAAGGCGUGUGCAGAAGGAAAGAUGGAGGCCAGAGGGGAGUGCUUUCCUAAACAAAGGCAAGUCCUGAUUCUCCUUCUUUUACUGGGAGUGGCUAUGGCAGGCUGGGAACCUCGUCGCUAUUCUGUGGUGGAGGAAACUGAGAGCGGCUCUUUUGUGGCCAACCUGGCCAAGGACCUAGGGUUGGGAGUAGGGGAGCUAUCUGCGCGGGGAGCCCGGGUGGUCUCUGAGGAUAACGAACCACGCUUGCAGCUUGAUCUGCAGACCGGGGAGUUGAUAUUAAGUGAGAAACUGGACCGGGAGGAGCUGUGCGGCCCCACUGAGCCCUGUGUAAUGCAUUUCCAAGUGUUACUGAGAAAACCUUUGGAAGUAUUUCGAGCUGAGCUACUGGUGAGAGACGUAAACGAUCACUCUCCUGAGUUUUCUGAAAGAGAAGUGAUUCUGAAAAUUCUAGAGACUAGCCCUCCUGGAAGUGUGUUUCCUCUGAAAAAAGCUCAGGACUGGGACGUGGGCAACAACAACAUUCAAAACUACAAUAUUGGUCUCAACUCUUAUUUCCAUGUUUCCACUCGCACCCGGGGGGAUGGCUCCAAAUACCCAGAGCUGGUGCUAGACAAAGAACUGGAUCGUGAGGAGGAGGCGGAGCUCAGAUUCACCCUGACAGCCCUGGAUGGUGGCUCUCCACCGCGCUCUGGCACCUCCCAGAUCCGCAUCUUGGUCUUGGACGUCAAUGACAAUGCCCCGGAGUUUGCGCAGACGCUCUACGAGGUGCAGGUCCCAGAGAACAGCCCGGUAGGCUCCCUAGUUGUCAAGGUCUCUGCUAGGGAUUUAGACACCGGGACAAAUGGAGAGAUUUCAUACUCUCUUUUUUAUAGUUCUCAGGAGAUAAGCAAAACUUUUGAACUAAGCAGCCUUUCAGGGGAAAUUCGACUAAUUAAAAAACUAGAUUUUGAGACAAUAUCCUCAUAUGAACUAGAUAUAGAGGCAUCCGAUGGCGCGGGACUUUCUGGGAAAUGCUCGGUCUCUGUUAAGGUGCUUGAUGUUAACGAUAAUGCCCCAGAAUUAACUAUUUCAUCAUUUACCAGCCCUAUUCCAGAAAAUUCCGCGGAGACAGAAGUGGCUCUGUUUAGGAUUAGAGACCGAGACUCCGGGGAAAACGGAAAAAUGGUUUGCUCAAUUCAGGACAAUGUUCCAUUUAUGCUGAAACCUUCAGUUGAAAAUUUCUACAGGCUGGUAACAGAAGGAGCGCUGGACAGAGAGAUUAGAGCCCAGUACAACAUCACCAUCACAGUCACCGAUUUGGGAACUCCCAGGAUGAAAACAGAGCAAAACAUAACAGUGCUGGUCUCCGAUGUCAAUGACAACGCCCCUGCCUUCACCCAAACCUCCUACACCCUGUUCCUCCCGGAGAACAACAGCCCCGCCCUGCACAUCGGCAGCGUUAGCGCCACAGACAGAGACUCAGGCACCAACGCCCAGGUCACCUACUCGCUCCUGACGCCCCAGGACCCACACCUGCCCCUCGCCUCCCUGGUCUCCAUCAACGCGGAAAAUGGGCACCUGUUCGCCCUCAGGUCGCUGGACUACGAGGCCCUGCAGGCGUUCGAGUUCCGCGUGGGCGCCACAGACCGAGGCUCCCCUGCGCUGAGCAGCGAGGCGCUGGUGCGCGUGGUGGUGGUGGACGACAACGACAACUCGCCCUUCGUGCUGUACCCACUGCAGAACGGCUCUGCGCCCUGCACCGAGCUGGUGCCCAGGGCAGCAGAGGCCGGCUACCUGGUGACCAAGGUGGUGGCGGUGGACGGAGACUCAGGCCAGAACGCCUGGCUGUCGUUCCAGCUGCUCAAGGCCACGGAGCCCGGGCUGUUCAGCGUGUGGGCGCACAAUGGCGAGGUGCGCACCGCCAGGCCGCUGAGCGAGCGCGACGCGGCCAAGCACAGGCUGGUGGUGCUGGUGAAGGACAAUGGCGAGCCUCCGCUGUCUGCCACCGUCACGCUGCACGUGCUCCUGGUGGAUGGCUUCUCCCAGCCCUACCUGCCGCUCCCGGAAGCGGCCCCGGACAAGGCCCAGGCCGACUCGCUCACCGUCUACUUGGUCAUCGCCUUGGCCUCUGUGUCCUCGCUCUUCCUCUUCUCGGUGCUGCUGUUCGUGGCGGUGCGGCUGUGCAGGAGGAACAGGGCGGCCUCGGGGGGUCGCUGCUCAGUGCCUGAGGGCCACUUUCCUGGCCACCUGGUGGACGUCAGCGGCACGGGGACCCUGUCCCAGAGCUACCAGUAUGAGGUGUGUCUGAUGGGAGACCAUGAGAGUAAUGAAUUCAAAUUUUUGAAACCUAUCUUGCCCAAUUUUCUGGACCAGGAUUCUAGGAGGAAAUCAGAAUUUCCAGAAUAAUUUGGAAAUUUCCAUACUGGCAGUAGUUUUAUCUUCCUCACUUCUCCCUUUCUUUAUUUAACUCUGUAGUCGUGUUUAAUUGUACCUUUUUUCUUUUUUCUCUACUGUUGUCGUUAGUACUGUUAUUCUUUUCUUUCUUUCUUUCUUUCUUUUUUUUUUGGCCUAGUUGUUAUAGAGUUAGCUUUUCAGUUAUUGUAUUAUUAGUAGAUAUUUUAUGUCAGAAUAUUUCAUAUUUCUGAUUAAAUUUUUAGUAUUGAUUCCUGAAGAAUAAUAUGAAGGUUAGCCCCUCCUAAUAAAUGUAACUCUAAUUUUAGGAGUACACUUCAGAGUAUAUGACACUAUGCUUUUUAAAUAUAUGCUUUUUAAAUCAUACUUUAUUUUUAAAAUAUUGGAAGUCUUUUUUUGUUUUUAUUAUUUAUACAAGUCUGACUUUUUGAUGACCCUAUUUCUGUUUGGGGUGGAAUCAUUUCAUAAUUAUCCAUGCCCAGUUUCUUCCGAGCUCCCUAUUGGGAUUUUCAUUUUCCCAGUAGGCAGCAAAAUAGAUUAUUUAAAGCUGUUCAUUUCAAGACCACAGUUGUAGUAAUUAUACUUUCACUCUAAAAUACAUAUGACAUCUCCUAAAACCUUAUCUGCAUCAUCUGUUCUUUCUCAUCUAAAUUAAUGUAGAAAAGACUUAUGGAUUCUUCCUUAUGUCUAAGUAAAGUUAUGAUCCUGUUAAGAGUCCUAGACAGGUUUACUGAUACCCAGGUUAACUAUGUUUAAGGUGUUUCUAUAAGGCCAAUAGACUCUAGGACUAACUAAUGCAUUUCCUGCAAUUGUCCUUUUCUACAGCAGGGAAAUUCUCAAGUGAGCUCCAAAUUCUGGGCUCAGAGGAGCGUCUGAUGUUACAGCAUGCCAAUCAAUAUCUACUUGCCUUGGGAUGAUGACAUUGUUCUGAUUGAAAAGGAAUUUGAAAGAAAAUACAUUGUAGAAUUAAUAUUAGUUAACCAAAUGAAACUUAUUAAGGGAUAUGUUGGUAAAGGAGUUGAAUAAUUUAGAGAAAAAAAAUCUCCUCUCUUCUCAGGACUACUCUAUCUCCAGGAGCUUCUCAACUUUGCAGAUACUGUAGAAUGAUGUGGUAUGCAAAAUAAUGGCCCCCAAAGAUGUCCAAAUCCCAAGCCCUGGAACCUAUGAAUAUGUCAUAUUACAUUGCAAAGAGGAAAUAAAGUUCAAAUGGAAUUAAGGUCAGCUAAACUUAAAGUAGGGAGAAUAGCCUAGAUAAUCCAGGUGGGCCUUAUUCAAUCAGUUAAAAGGCCAAAAAGCAGAGUUGAGUCUUCCUUGAGAUAGAGAAGAAAUUCUGCAUGAGGUCAGCAGCUUCAGCUUGUGCCCCAGAGUUCCAACCUGCCCUUGCUAAAUCACCUGCCGUACCGGUUUUGGACUUGCCUAGCCAGAUUUCACAAUCAAAUAAAUCACUUCCUUGCAAGAAAUCUCUCAAUUUACAUCUGCUGCCUCUGUUUCUUUGGUUGAACCCUGAGUGAUACACAUUUUGGUAGCUGGAAGUGGGAUUCUGCUGUAACAAAUACCUAAAAAUGUGGAAGUAGCUUUUCAAUUGGGCAAAGGGGAAAGGCUGGAAGAAUUUUGAGAAGCAUGAUAGAAAAAGCCUAGAUUGCUUUGCACAAACUGUUAGUAGAAAUAUGAUGUUAACAAAUCCGUUAGUGAGGACUCAGAAGGAGAGGAGGAGCAUGGUGGAGAAACACAUGUUGCCUUAGGGAGUACCUAAAUCAUUUUAAACAGACUAUGUGUAGAAAUAUGGAUAUUAAAGGCCCUGCUGGUGAGGGUACAGACACAAGGAAAAUGUUAUUGGAAAGUGAAGGAAAGGGAAUCCUUCUAUAUAGUGGCAGUAAACUUAAGUUUGAGUCCUGCCAUUAUGUGGAAAGAAGAAUUUGUAAACAAUGAACUUGGAGAUUUAGCAAAGGAGAUUUCCAAAGAGUUAAAGGGACAGCCUGUUUUUUUCUUGCUGCUGGUAGUAUAAUGUGAGAGGAAAAAAUAUGAGAGGAAUUAGAUUGUGGUAAGAGCUGUAAAGCAAAAAGGAAUCAGGACCUGAUGACUGGGGAAAUUCUCCGGCUACUCAGAUUUCAAAAGAUGUUAAAAUUAGGAGACUGACUUCCAGGAAUGCAUGUUCUAGAGAGAAAGCCAAGGAUAUAGCAGGAUAACAUUUUAUCAGUGCCUUGAAAGGAUCAGAGUCGUCAAUCACAUGGAAGUCUCUUUGAAGAGACUAGCCAUGUGACAUAGAUAUCUUCAGUCACCUCAGCAGAAGUCAGAAAUAUAGAGUGAAUUAUUCAGGAAAGAACUGUGAAGGAGUCUUUUAUAUAAUGAAGUAAACUCUAUGACAUACACAAGAGACCCACAAGGUUAUUGAGAAUGUUGUAUCAGUAGAAACAAGCUUGAACUGAAAGGGAUAAUGAGAACAAAUUAAAUAAAGCUGUUGUGCCCCCAAAUUCUAUAAGAAAGAAACAUACUAUUGAAACUACUUAGCUGAAAACACAUACUACCACUAAUGAAAAAGGAAGGAUGGUUUAGAGGAUGGAACCAGGAGCCCAAAGUGUAGAGCUGUAAGCCAUGGUGGAUUAGUCUUGAAAGCAGAAGUCUCCCUGGGUGGAUUGCUACAUUUCUAGAUACAGGUAAUUACUUUUUCACUUUGAUUUUUUACAUAGUUGUCUGACUAGGUCCCAACCUAUCUAUUUAAGAUGUGUGAGAUGCUUUUCAGGAAAGUAGUUUUGCUUAGGUGUUAUCAAGGGAGAGUACUCUGAAGUACUGCAGUUGAAUUUAUAUCUUCAUUCAAUUAUCUCCCAAUUUGGCACACACAAAUAAUUGAAUUUUCAAAGAAAUAUCCAUGGCUAGUAGUAUCUCCAAAAGUUGAGUUUCAGAGAAUAGAAUGAGAAGGGGAAAUGAUAAAUGCCAAGCAUACUUUUAAAUCUGCAUUAAUGGUGUCCUGAGAAAGAUGAAAUACAAUGUUUAUGCAGCAAUCCAGAAUAUGUCUUUCUCACAGGCAGGAAAAUAGCAGGGCUAAAAAUUUUACUUACUAAAUUUGUCUAAACAUGGAUUCUGAUCUUCAUAAGUAGAUCAGCAAUCUAUGUGUUUUGGUGGAUUAUGGCUGGUGAAAGGAUAACAAACCAAUUCUCCUAUAUGUCACACAUAGAACAGUUUUGAACAUAAGUGACAAGUCAUUGUUUUUAGUGAAUGAAAGUUAAGAAUAGUGAAUGAAGAUUUUUGGAAACUACCAGGAUAGAGACUCUUUCAUCAACAUAAACAUAACCAUUCAUUUUUCCUCCUAUUUUCUCUUCCAGAUAUUAUAGACUCCCUUUAAGAUUUCUAUAAGUUCCAACUUGCCUUUUAUAGUAUUAAUCCAAGGCCAUUGACCUUUUUUCCUUAUUUCCCCUCCUUGCUUUUAUUUUCUUCCUAAAUAGAGUACAUAGGUAUUUGUGAUCACAUGACAGCAUUCAUAAAGUGAGAGAUCUUUUAUUCCAAUAACUGUAAAGUGGACAAUUUUAAUUUCUUCCAAAAAUGCAUUUAAAUGGGGGAAAUAGUUUCCUGAGAAUACAAUUAACUAUAUUUUUUACAUAAUGAAAAUAAGCUGCAGUAUUUCUUCACUAUCCUUCAAACCACUGUUGAAAAUAUCAUCAUGGCAUUUCUAUUUCCAUUACCAUAAACAUGGAAAUUAUUCUAGAAAAUUUAACUAAUGCUACUACUUAAAUGUAUGUAAGAUAAUCCUACUUUGACUGAUGACUAAAUUUUGAGAAAAUAUUUUCUUAAAAGUUAAAAGUUUGGUCAUGUUAGCAAGGGACUCACUGGAUAUUAUGAAGUCAUGGUGGAGUGUUCUGAUUUAUCCUUGGAAUAAUGCCCCUAAUUUAUUUUACAAUCCUGGAUGAGCACUCUGUAAUGAUGUAUUUUCUUCAGAAAAGAACAAAAGAGACAUAAAGAUAAUGUAUACUUUUGUUAACUCAGUGCCUAUUCCUAAAAAAAAGGAUCACUUUCUUGUAAAACCAACAGAAUCUAGGCACCAAUAUAGGAAAAAGAAUGUAGAGAACUCUUUUCUUAUGUAUGUAUUUCCAUUCUAUUUGGGGAGAUGUUUGUGUCUUUUUUCCCAAACAAAUAAAAAUAAUAUUCCAUGAGAGUUUACUUUGGUGAUAGUUAAUGGGAAUUUAACUUAGAGAGAGGCCUCAUUGCAAUACUUGUACAUAAAUUAAAUCUUGGCAAAACCCUACAGCCUUUAUGCUGGGAAUUAUAACAAAAAAAUAAUCAGGAUAUUGUCUUCAUUGCUGUAUCAGUAGCCUGGAAAUUAGUGCAGAAAUUUUACUAUUGGCUAUGGGAACCCCCUUGUGUCAUAUGCUCUGAAAUGUGAAUGAGCAAGUCAAGAACCAAAGAUAUUAAAAUGAUUGAAAAUGCCCAAGUAGGCAGUCCUGGAAAUGCUUCCAUAUUGUUUCAUAUAACAUUUGACAUAAAAUAAAAAGGCCUAUGAAAUCAAGUU
Messenger RNA from Lemur catta (Ring-tailed lemur), 7186 nucleotides. It is a transcript of the gene PCDHB15, whose product is annotated as protocadherin beta 15. Gene Ontology annotation, cellular component: plasma membrane. Gene Ontology annotation, biological process: homophilic cell-cell adhesion. NCBI's taxonomy places the organism in Eukaryota, Metazoa, Chordata, Mammalia, Primates, Lemuridae. The record is from RefSeq and is a predicted model, not a curated record. The transcript has a single exon. Bases 316 to 2679 code for a protein of 787 amino acids. Gene Ontology annotation, molecular function: calcium ion binding.